AUGCAAGGUGGAGAUGGUAAUUCCCCGGGGUAUGGAGACCCGGGAUACGGCAACUUCCCCAAUCAGACGUGGAGUCCGUACUCGCCCCAAUUCCGAGUCCAGCCAUCCCAGCAGAGGAACUUGGUUCGCCAACCAUCGGGGUUCGGGGACUACCGACCGAAUAUGGACGCGAUCAACAACCCGUCCCUGCAAUUCCAAUCCUCCCAAUUCCAAUCCUCCCAAUUCCAAUACUCCCCGUCUCCUCUGUCUGAAUCUGAUAGAUUCACAAGGGAACAGUUGAUGGGUACACCGGAGACCCCGACAUCCGGUAGUGUGGAGAUGGAGGCCCCCACCGGGGGUCGCCGAACCGGCGGUGGUGGGGGGCGAGGUGGCGGCGGUGGGAGUGGGAGGCGAGGCGGCGGCGGUGGGAGGCGAGGCGGUGGCGGUGGCGGUGGGGGGCGAGGCGGUGGCGAGCAUGGGCCCACCGGCGGCGAGCGAGGUGGAGACAGAGAGCCGGCCACCGGCGGUGGCCGAGGCGGUGGUGAUCGGCGAGGCGAGAAGUAUAACGACGACGAAUCCCUCGCUGUUGCGCGGGCAUGGGAGGCGGUCACGACGAAUCCGGUCAUCGGUACGGAUCAGACCGACAUUUGCUUCUGGAGGCGCGUCCUGACGGUGUACAACGGCUUCAAACCAGAAGGCAGUGCCGGACGUGAUGAAGGCCAGAUCCGGAAGAAGUUCGGCCGGAUCAGUAGAGCUGUGAAGAGGUUCAGGAACAUUUACGAGAGACAGCUCCAGAAUGCCGAAAGCGGCCGCAGCGAAGGCGACGUACGAGCGUUAUCGUAUCAGUUGUUUAAUACUGAACGCUGA
Molecule: messenger RNA, 846 nt
Organism: Salvia splendens (bonfire salvia)
Lineage: Eukaryota; Viridiplantae; Streptophyta; Magnoliopsida; Lamiales; Lamiaceae
Product: TATA-binding protein-associated factor 2N-like
Exons: 1
Coding region: 1-846 (281 amino acids)
Source: RefSeq, a predicted model, not a curated record